AUGGCAGUGGUUGCUUCUGCGCCGGGAAAAGUUUUGAUGACUGGUGGAUAUCUUAUUCUGGAGAGGCCUAAUGCAGGGAUUGUACUAAGUACAAAUGCCCGAUUUUAUGCUAUUGUCAAGCCGCUUUAUGAGGACCUUAAACCUGACACAGCAGCACAUGCCACCUUUGACAAUACUAAGAAGGAGGAGCUACAUAAACUUUUGUUGCUAGGUCUUGACAUUACGAUUUUAGGCUGCAAUGAGUUCUAUUCAUAUAAAAAUCAGACUCAUAUGGGUACUCUCACGCAGAUUGAAGCCUGUGGCCUGCCUCUAUCUCCCGAUUCACUGGCUUCUCUCCCACCUUUCACUUCGAUCACCUUUAAUGCAGAGGAAUCUAGUGAACAAAAGAGCAAACCCGAAGUUGCCAAAACUGGAUUGGGCUCGUCUGCUGCUAUGACAACUGCAGUUGUUGCUGCUUUACUUCAUUACCUUGGAGUGGUCAAACUUUCCUUAGAAAAUAGUUCUCUUCCAGGGGAUCAAGUCUCGAAGGAACUGGAUGUCGUGCAUAUCAUAGCUCAAACUGCUCACUGUAUAGCGCAGGGUAAAGUCGGUAGCGGUUUCGACGUGAGCUCUGCUGUUUACGAAAGUCAAAAGUAUAUCAGGUUUUCGCCUGAAGUACUUUCUUCUGCUCAGGAUGUUGCUCGAGGGCUUUCAAUACAAGAGGUCAUUGGAGAUGUGCUAAAAGCCAACUGGGAUCAUAAGAGAACGAAUUUUCAGUUGCCACCAAUGAUGUCACUGUUACAUCUGGUCCAAUCUUCAUUAACUAAUGUCCUGUGCUGA
This is a messenger RNA of Striga hermonthica, 819 nucleotides long. Lineage: Eukaryota; Viridiplantae; Streptophyta; Magnoliopsida; Lamiales; Orobanchaceae. The record is from the annotation of a GenBank genome assembly.